AUGGCCACGCUGAGCACGAACCCAGGGCAGCGGCGCACCGCGCCCCACUGGCACACCAGUUCCCAGCUCCUGUCCGCUGCUGCCCACCGCGUCCGGCAGGAAGCACGAGCUCUCCGCAACGAAACCAGCAACCAGGCAAAAUGGGAUGAGCACGACAACCGAACCCGCCUGGCUGAACGUAUCAGGAGCGUGAACAGAUGGAAGGAGACCCUGGACAAAUGCCUCGCAGACGUAGAUGCGGAAAUCGAUGCCUUAGCCAAAGUGAAGGAGGCAGCAGAACGUGCCCUCCAGGCAAAGAACCUGCCUUUGGACGUUGCCAUUGAGUGCCUGACACCCCGGGAGAGCCACCACGCCAUCGAUGUGGUGAGGGACCCUGUGGAGGAGGAGCUGCACAAGGAGGUGAAGUUGGUAGACAAAGCCAAGAGAGAGCUGCAGCAGAAAGCGAGUGAAGCCUUCAAACAGCUCUGCCUCUUACAAGAAGCUCGCCAGCAGCUGAGCAGUGACCACCAGUGCAAGAUGGAAGCAUUGGAAUUAGAUCGGAUGUGCUUAUCCCUCAGCGUAAACUCUCCCAACAUCUCCUUCAAGGUCAACCCAACUCAGGUCCCAAACGGAUCAACGACGGUUGAUGAGUGGGAACAGAACAGCCAGAGCAACAAGCAGCGUGCUGAGGCAGAACUGAAAACCUCUGCUGAGCUCCGAGAAGCCACAGUGCUUGCCAUUGCCCAGACAAACAACGAGCUGGAGGCUCAGCGUGUAGCUACAGAGUUUGCCUUGCGCAAGAGGAUUAGAGACCUGGAGAAAGCCUGUGAUGAACUGAAAUGGCAGGAGCAGAACGCCUUGGAGGAAAUUGCUGAGAUGGAGGAGGAGAUCCGACGCCUGGAGGAAGAGCUUUGGAGGAAGAUGCAGGAUCUGAAAGUGGCGCACACCCGCCUGGAGACGCGCACCUACCGGCCCCGUGCAGACCUCUGCCGGGAUCAGGUCCAGUAUGGGCUAACACAUGAGGUCCACCAGCUGGAGGGAACGAUCCGUGCACUCAAACAGAAGCUGGCAGAGGCACAGGAUUCAUUGGAUGCUCUUCACCAACAACUUCACCGCAUCCGGACAGAUCUUGGCUACAGAACGAAUUCCCUGGUGCUGGACAACAAGUGCAUGGACACCCGGAGGAAGCUCCUGGUCCCCUCCGAGAGGUUUCUGCCGGAGGCUGAGACUUUCCCCGGGGCCACAACCCAUGUGGAGGAAGGGGCAGCAGGAGCUGGUGAAAGAGAGCGCUACUGACUGCGUUCCAUGGCGAGGGAAGCGGGCAUCUGCGUCG
Molecule: messenger RNA, 1312 nt
Organism: Pezoporus flaviventris
Lineage: Eukaryota; Metazoa; Chordata; Aves; Psittaciformes; Psittacidae
Gene: TEKT2
Product: tektin 2
Exons: 9
Coding region: 1-1275 (424 amino acids)
Biological process (GO): cilium assembly; cilium movement involved in cell motility
Cellular component (GO): nucleus; microtubule cytoskeleton
Source: RefSeq, a predicted model, not a curated record